This is a messenger RNA of Nerophis lumbriciformis (worm pipefish), 1164 nucleotides long. The record is from RefSeq and is a predicted model, not a curated record. NCBI's taxonomy places the organism in Eukaryota, Metazoa, Chordata, Actinopteri, Syngnathiformes, Syngnathidae.
AUGGAGGAGUUUUUACACACGGACGACAGCCAGCCCCACAACACGUCGUGGGCCGAGGGGCGCGCGUGGGACAACGGGAGUCACUCCGCCAACGCUUCUGCCAACCCUUUGAAACGUAACGACGAAGUGGCUAAAGUGGAGGUAGCCGUGCUGGGGCUGGUUCUGCUUCUGGCGCUGAGCGGCAACCUGUGCGUGCUGUGGGCCAUCCGCGCCGCCAAACCACGCCAAUCCCGUAUGCUCUACUUUAUGAGGCACCUGAGCAUCGCCGACCUGGUAGUGGCUGUCUUCCAGGUUCUCCCGCAGCUCAUCUGGAAAAUCACCUUCCGCUUCUGCGGACCGGACGUGCUGUGCAGGCUGGUGAAGUACGCGCAGGUGGUGGGCAUGUUCGCGUCCACUUACAUGCUGGUGCUGAUGUCCAUCGACAGGUGCUUGGCCAUAUGUCAGCCACUCCGACCCUUGCGCAGGAGAAGAGACCGCGUGUGCGUGGGCACGUCGUGGCUGUUAAGUCUCAUAUUCAGCACACCUCAGGUGUACAUCUUCUCCCUGCUGGAGGUCGGGGACGGAGUGUACGACUGCUGGGGGGAUUUUGUGGAGCCGUGGGGCGCUAAAGCGUACGUUACCUGGAUGACCCUCAGCAUCUACAUCCUCCCCGUUGGCGUCCUUAGCGUGUGUUACGGCCUGAUUUGUGUCAAGAUCUGGCAGAACGUCAACCUGAAAACCAGGAGGGACCACUUCUUAGGUCUGGCACCCAAUGGGGCGCGUUACCUGUGUCGGGUCAGCAGCGUCAGGCUCAUCUCCAAAGCCAAAAUCCGUACUGUGAAAAUGACUUUCGUGGUGGUGCUGGCCUACAUAGUUUGCUGGACUCCAUUUUUCUUCGUUCAGAUGUGGUCUGCGUGGGAUGACGCCGCUCCACGAGAAGACACAGCCUUCAUUAUCGCCAUGUUGCUGGCCAGUCUGAACAGUUGCUGCAACCCCUGGAUCUACAUGCUUUUUGCCGGUCACAUGUUCCAGGGCGUGAUGUGCAGCUUUUUCUGCUGUCGGCGCAACGGGAAGGCAUCCCCGUGCAGCCGCCCCGAUAACAACUCCUCCGCGUACGCCAUAAAGAAAGACAGCAGUCACAGGAGCCUCUCGCACACGUCCAGCACAGGCGGGCCGGCACAUUGA